This is a messenger RNA of Erigeron canadensis, 1125 nucleotides long. RefSeq names its product pectate lyase 1-like. The coding region runs from base 1 to 1101 and encodes 366 amino acids. Lineage: Eukaryota; Viridiplantae; Streptophyta; Magnoliopsida; Asterales; Asteraceae. The record is from RefSeq and is a predicted model, not a curated record. Gene Ontology annotation, molecular function: pectate lyase activity. The transcript is spliced from 3 exons.
AUGUCGGGAUCAAAUUCAUCAAGGAGGGCCUUAACCGCAUGUGAAGCAAAUAACUUAAUAGACAAGUGCUGGAGGUGCAAACCCGAUUGGGAUCACAACCGUCAAGCAUUAGCUGAUUGUGCACAAGGAUACGCGAAAGGAACCACUGGUGGCAAGGGUGGGGAAAUAUACAAGGUGACAGAUCCAACAGAUGAAGAUGCCGCAAAUCCAAAGGAAGGGACGCUCCGGUUUGGCAUUACUCAAAACAAGCCUUUAUGGAUCAUUUUUGAAAAAGAUAUGGUCAUCACUUUGACACAUGAGCUUGUAGUGCAAAGCGACAAGACUAUCGAUGGAAGGGGUGCAAAAGUUGAGAUCACUGGAGCCGGUUUCACCCUUUAUGAAGUUAAAAAUGUUAUCAUUCAUGGGAUUUGUAUCCAUGAUACUAAAGAAACCCCUGGUGGUAUGAUUAAGAAUUCAGACGGCCCACCAGGCUUGAGACAAAAGAGCGACGGUGAUGGUAUUUGCGUUACUGGUUCGUCCAAGAUAUGGAUCGAUCAUUGUGAACUCAGUAAGGGUGUAGACGGGCUCAUUGAUGUCACCUUAGGUAGCACAGCCGUAACCAUUUCUAAUUGCAAAUUCACCAAUCACCAUAAGCUUAUAUUGCUCGGGGCAGACGAUGGACAUCAUCACGAUAAAAAUAUGUUAGCAACUGUCGCAUUUAAUUGGUUUGCUGAAGGAUGUGAUCAAAGGAUGCCUAGAUGUCGAUUUGGGUUUUUCCAAGUCGUUAACAAUAACUACGAUGGAUGGGGAACAUACGCCAUAGGUGGUAGCUCGGCUCCAACUAUCCUCAGUCAGGGUAAUAGAUUCAAGGCUCCCGACGAUGCAGCCAAGAAAAAUGUGGUGGUGAGGGCUGAUGCACCAGAGUCAGAGUCCAUGCAAUGGAAUUGGAGAACAGAGAAGGAUGUUCUGGAGAAUGGAGCUAUAUUUACACCAUCUGGGUCGGAUCCACAGAUGACCUCCGAGCAACAGAAUUGCUUGAUUCCUGCUGAGCCAGGAGAGUCUGCUCAAAAACUCACUAGUGCUGCUGGUGUACUCUCAUGUACCCCUGGAUCACCUUGUUAAUUGAAUUAACCAACUCAUUUCUUU